Penicillium oxalicum is the source of this 705-nucleotide messenger RNA. RefSeq lists its product as uncharacterized. Bases 1 to 705 code for a protein of 234 amino acids. NCBI's taxonomy places the organism in Eukaryota, Fungi, Ascomycota, Eurotiomycetes, Eurotiales, Aspergillaceae. The record is from RefSeq and is a predicted model, not a curated record. The transcript has a single exon.
AUGUCUCGAGAAUCUCAAAGCUCUCGUCUUCUUGACCUUUACUGGCAUAACAUCGGUGUGCGUGGUCGAACUCUACGUGUCCUCCGCCCGGUGCAGUUACUCUUUGCCAUCAUUGUUGCCGUCCUGUACGGCAUCGAUCUCGUCCAUGUGACAAACACAAACAUCAGAGUCUCUUCAGAAUGGGUGUACGCUGAAAUCGCCGUUGCUCUUUCCGGCAUCACUUCGCUUGUCUUUUUAUUCGUGCCGAUCCCUCAUCCUGUAUGGUCAAUCUGGGACGGUGUCCUAGCGGUUAUCUGGCUCGCCCAGACUGGUGUGUUCGGGAAUAUCUUCAUAGCACAGCGCAAUUUGGACGAGACUCACGCGCUAGCAACUUGGUCUCUAUCGCGUAUGCGCGCUGCUGUCUGGAUUGAUCUGGUGAACCUGUUCUUAUGGCUUUUCACGUUCAUUAUGGGCAUAAGUCGUUGCUGCUAUGCUAGGAAAUCCUCCACUCGGCAAGACAAGACGUCGGCUGGUGAAAGUCCAGCGUGUGGGAGGGAUGUGGAGAGAGGACUUACCUAUCGCCCAAAUUCUUUGAACCAGAACGAUGGAGAAGGAUGUGCUCCGCCGCCAUACAGAGAGAUUCCCAGUGAAGAUGUGACUACCCGUCUCGUAUCGGGGGGUAUAGCGACAUCGCUUCCUUGGAAGGAAAAAACCUCCACGAAGUGA